GGACACAGAGCCAUCAGGAAACAUGAGCAACCCAUUUGCACACCUCGCUGAGCCUUUGGAUCCUGCACAACCAGGAAAGAAAUUCUUCAAUUUGAAUAAAUUGGACGAUUCAAGAUAUGGACGCUUACCAUUUUCUAUUAGAGUUCUCCUGGAGGCAGCCAUUCGGAACUGUGAUCAAUUUCUGGUGAAGAAAGAUGACAUUGAAAAUAUCCUAAAUUGGAAUGUCAUGCAGCACAAGAACAUAGAAGUGCCAUUUAAGCCUGCUCGGGUCAUCCUGCAGGACUUCACGGGUGUGCCAGCCGUGGUAGACUUCGCUGCAAUGCGUGACGCUGUGAAAAAGUUAGGAGGAGAUCCAGAGAAAAUCAACCCCAUCUGUCCUGCUGACCUUGUAAUUGAUCAUUCCAUCCAAGUUGAUUUCAACAGAAGGGUAGACAGUUUACAGAAGAAUCAAGACCUGGAAUUUGAAAGGAAUCGAGAACGAUUUGAGUUUUUAAAGUGGGGCUCUCAGGCUUUUCGCAACAUGCGGAUCAUUCCCCCUGGCUCGGGAAUCAUCCACCAGGUGAAUCUGGAGUAUUUGGCCAGAGUGGUAUUCGAUCAGGAUGGAUAUUACUACCCAGACAGCCUUGUGGGCACGGACUCGCACACGACCAUGAUCGAUGGUUUGGGCGUUCUCGGGUGGGGUGUGGGUGGCAUCGAAGCGGAAGCUGUCAUGCUGGGUCAGCCAAUCAGCAUGGUGCUUCCCCAGGUGAUUGGCUACAGGCUGAUGGGAAAUCCUCACCCUCUGGUCACAUCCACUGACAUCGUGCUGACCAUCACCAAGCACCUCCGCCAGGUUGGGGUAGUGGGAAAAUUUGUCGAGUUCUUCGGGCCAGGAGUAGCCCAGUUGUCCAUCGCUGACCGAGCUACGAUUGCCAACAUGUGUCCAGAGUAUGGCGCAACCGCUGCCUUUUUCCCGGUGGAUGAAGUCAGCAUCAAGUACCUGGUGCAGACAGGUGAGUGUGACACCGCGAGAAGCUGGGGCCUCCGUAACAUUCCAUGGAGCGCAGAAUGGGGCACAGGCGCAGCCUCUGCCUCCAGCCCUGAGCUGCUUUUCAAAGAUGGCUGGCUGGAAAGCGCUGGGCAGCAGCCACAUGCCCACCCUGCUCUUCCUGAGAGCGGCACGGCUGCCUGCUGCCCCACGCUGCCUGCGGGUCCAUUUUCAUCUUUGGAGAUUCAUCCCUUAGGAGUUGAAACGAACGCUGACCUCCCUGGCUUUGAAUGGGGUGGUGUAGUUGGUUUUUACUGUUGCAGGGCUUUAAGAUCUCUGACACGGCUUAUGCUUUGUCUGCGUGGGUGUAACGUUGGUUCCACGUUUCCUUUCCUUCCGGGGCGGCAGGUGGUGGAGUUAGACUUGAAAACGGUAGUGCCUUGCUGCAGCGGACCCAAGCGGCCUCAGGACAAAGUCGCCGUGUCCGACAUGAGGAAGGACUUUGAGAGCUGCCUCGGAGCCAAGCAAGGGUUUAAAGGGUUCCAGGUUGCUCCGGACCAUCAUGACGACCAUAAGACGUUUAUCUACAACAACAGCGAAUUCACCCUCGCUCACGGCUCCGUGGUCAUCGCUGCCAUCACUAGUUGCACGAACACCAGCAAUCCGUCCGUGAUGCUAGGGGCAGGCUUGUUAGCCAAGAAAGCCGUGGACGCCGGCCUGACCGUGAAGCCUUACAUCAAAACGAGCCUGUCUCCUGGGAGCGGCGUGGUCACCUACUACCUGCGGGAGAGCGGAGUCAUGCCUUACCUGUCUCAGCUGGGGUUUGAUGUCGUGGGCUAUGGGUGCAUGACCUGCAUUGGCAACAGCGGGCCCUUGCCUGAGCCUGUGGUGGAAGCCAUCACGCAGGGAGACCUUGUUGCUGUCGGAGUGCUAUCUGGGAACAGGAAUUUUGAAGGUCGAGUUCACCCCAAUACCCGAGCCAACUAUUUAGCCUCUCCGCCCUUGGUGAUAGCGUAUGCAAUUGCUGGGACCAUCAAGAUCGACUUUGAGAAAGAGCCACUGGGGGUGAAUGCAAAGGGACAGCAGGUGUUUCUGAAGGAUAUCUGGCCAACGAGAGAUGAGAUCCAGGCGGUGGAGCGUCAGUACGUCAUCCCUGGGAUGUUCAAGGAGGUCUAUCAGAAAAUAGAGGUGAGGGCCCGCCCGCCAUCUUCACCCGUUCACUCAGCCAGCUCCCCUCCCUCUUGCCUUGGCAGCCUGACUCCGAGGGAAUUCAACUCCUACGGCUCCCGCCGGGGCAACGAUGCCAUCAUGGCUCGGGGCACAUUUGCCAACAUCCGCUUACUAAACAAAUUUUUGAACAAGCAGGCACCGCAGACGAUACACCUGCCUUCUGGAGAAGUGCUUGAUGUGUUUGAUGCCGCUGAGCGGUACCAGCAGGCGGGCCUUCCCCUGAUUGUUCUGGCCGGCAAAGAGUACGGCUCCGGCAGCUCCCGGGACUGGGCAGCCAAGGGCCCUUUCCUCCUGGGAAUCAAGGCUGUCCUGGCGGAGAGCUACGAGCGCAUCCACCGCAGUAACCUGGUCGGAAUGGGAGUGAUCCCCCUCGAGUACCUCCCGGGGGAGACGGCGGACACCCUGGGACUCACGGGGCGGGAACGAUACACCAUCAACAUCCCAGAGAACCUCAAACCACGAAUGAAAGUCCAGGUCAAGCUGGAUACCGGGAAGACCUUCCAGGCGGUCAUGAGGUUUGACACCGACGUGGAGCUCACCUAUUUCCACAACGGGGGCAUCCUCAACUACAUGAUCCGCAAGAUGGCCAAGUAGGCCCCGUUCCCUCGGAGACCUGCCCUGGGAGCUGCCCCGGAGCGUGUGCGGAGCCACCGGCCGCCGAGCCCCUGGUGCAGAAGCGAGGCCCCGCCUCCCUGCGGGUGCUGCCUUGCAGACGGAGCACAGAGCA
Messenger RNA from Myotis brandtii (Brandt's bat), 2924 nucleotides. RefSeq names its product cytoplasmic aconitate hydratase. Gene Ontology annotation, cellular component: mitochondrion; cytosol. Gene Ontology annotation, molecular function: iron-responsive element binding; aconitate hydratase activity; 4 iron, 4 sulfur cluster binding. The coding region runs from base 23 to 2791 and encodes 922 amino acids. Gene Ontology annotation, biological process: citrate metabolic process; tricarboxylic acid cycle. The transcript has 17 exons. The record is from RefSeq and is a predicted model, not a curated record. Lineage: Eukaryota; Metazoa; Chordata; Mammalia; Chiroptera; Vespertilionidae.